Messenger RNA from Clarias gariepinus (North African catfish), 1128 nucleotides. Its product is annotated as zona pellucida sperm-binding protein 3-like. The record is from RefSeq and is a predicted model, not a curated record. Gene Ontology annotation, molecular function: acrosin binding. Gene Ontology annotation, biological process: binding of sperm to zona pellucida; positive regulation of acrosome reaction; egg coat formation. Gene Ontology annotation, cellular component: extracellular matrix. Bases 2 to 1009 code for a protein of 335 amino acids. The transcript has 8 exons. NCBI's taxonomy places the organism in Eukaryota, Metazoa, Chordata, Actinopteri, Siluriformes, Clariidae.
GAUGAGGUGUGGUACACAGCAGCUCGCGCUCAUCAUGGUAUUGACGCUCGUGACCGGAGGCGCGCGCGGGGUCCGCGUGGGGAAGGAGGGCGCGCGGGUCGGACCGGAGGGGAGGCGGUACAAAGCCGCCGGGUUCCUGUCCGAUGUGCGCGCGCUGCCGCUGGGCGUCCGCGUGCACUGCACGGAGCACAGCAUGGUGGUGAGAGCGCGCGCUGAUCUCUACGGGACCGGGCGGCUCGUGCACGCGGGAGAGCUGCGGCUCGGACCGGAGACCUCGGCGGGGCACUGCGGGGCGACACGGCGCGUGGGAGGCGAGCACGUGAUCACGGCGGGACUGCACGAGUGCGGAGCACAACUGCGGGUUGAAGGUGACCGUUUGGUUUAUUCUAACACUCUGUUCCACAUUCCAACCCCAAACCCCUUUGGUAUCGUCAGGUCUCCGGGCGUGGCAGUCCCCCUCGAGUGCCACUACAAGAGGACUCACUUCGUCAGUAGUAAUAUCCCGUCGAACCCUGUGAGCCCCGCCCUACCCUCGCCUAUGCCCAUGCCUCAGUCCAAGAACGAUGAUUGGAUGUUUGAGAGAUGGCUGGACAUGACCGAUUCUGAUAAAGCCGUGACCAUGGUGGCGUCUGUGCUCAGCGCUCCUCACAGUGCCUUUAAACUCUUCCUGGACCACUGUGUGGUCACGCUGGGACCCGACACUGCAGUCACGCCCACCUGUGACCUCAUCAAUGACCACAGGUGUUCUGGUGUUUCCAGAGCAGAUGGUCAUGUGCUGACGGUGAAACUCAACUCGGUGCAUCACUUCAGAGACAAUCGACCCCCCGGCAGCGCUAUGUUUCUCAGGUGCUGGAUGAAGACAGCAGAAGCGGUUCAGAAGCAGGAAUCUGUAAAUAAAGGCUGUAGCUACCUGGGCAACAGCUGGUGCAGUGUUGAUGGGAAGCACAAGGCGUGUGAGUGCUGUGACCGGGAGCAAGAUGUUCUGAUCCAGCGAUGGAUGACUACAUGAGGCUCGUGAGCAUUACAUUAUCAGACUCUUGGCCCCAUCGUCCUGCUGAACUGAGCUCUGUACUGCACACCAAUAAACCCUCAUUCAAACAAAUCAGUCAAAUUUAUUACACGCACACA